Messenger RNA from Schizophyllum commune H4-8, 1596 nucleotides. RefSeq lists its product as uncharacterized. Lineage: Eukaryota; Fungi; Basidiomycota; Agaricomycetes; Agaricales; Schizophyllaceae. The transcript is spliced from 5 exons. Gene Ontology annotation, biological process: central nervous system development; regulation of transcription by RNA polymerase II. The record is from RefSeq and is a predicted model, not a curated record. Gene Ontology annotation, cellular component: nucleus. Gene Ontology annotation, molecular function: DNA-binding transcription factor activity, RNA polymerase II-specific; RNA polymerase II cis-regulatory region sequence-specific DNA binding. Bases 1 to 1596 code for a protein of 531 amino acids.
AUGACCUCCCUCACGCAUACGGAGACGGUGUUGGGGAAGCGGAAGGCAUACGUCCUCCACCUUGCAUCCAGCCCCGAACCUAGCACCGCGCAGUCGGACUCGGAAUAUGAACCGCCAGAAGAAUCUAUCCCCUCGGGGUCCAGGACACCAGCGGGGUCCAAGACGCCUACGAGAUCGAGAACACCGUCGGGGGGAAGAGCACUGUCAAGGCCCAAGACCCCGAUCAUCGUCAAUGGGAAGCUUGUGAAGGACACGAAGAAGCGCUACGCGUGCACGUUCGAGGGAUGCGAUAAGGCGUACACGAAGCCCUCGCGCUUGGAGGAGCAUGCCCGAUCGCAUACGGGGCAGCGUCCAUUCGUCUGCGCUACCUGCAAUAAGUCGUAUCUGCGCGAGACCCAUCUGCAAGCGCAUUCGCGGAGCCAUCUACCCGAGUCGGCACGGCCUUUCGAGUGCACUGUGCCCGGUUGCGGCAAGCGUUUAUGGACGUCACAGCACCUGCGCGUCCAUCUGGACUGGCACAAUGGCGCAAAACCCUUCCAGUGUACGGAGGAAGGCUGCGACGAAGCGUUCGCGAAGCACCACCAACUUCGAACGCAUAUCUGCACGGCACACUGUCCGGAAGGCACGAAGCCCUAUCGCUGCGAGCACGAAGGCUGCGCCAAGUCCUUCAGCACCAACCAGAAGUUACGCGCGCACGUUAGAACUCAUGAUGAAACCCGCUACGCGUGCCUAACCUGCUCUCCCGCCGCCUCCUUUGCCACCUGGACGGCUCUUCAACACCACAAUCGCACCACGCACCCGCCGAUAUGCAACCACCCCUCCUGCAACGGCAAGCAAUUCACCUCUCAGAAGGGCCUGCGAGCGCAUCAGAAGCUCCACGAGCAGCAAGAGGUCGAGCGCGCGAUGAACGGAAACCAGUCCGAUGCGGAAGACGACGACCAGCCGCCGAGGAAGAAGCGCCGCGGGGGCGAAGUCGGCCGCGACUGGAAAUGCGAGGUUGUGGGGUGUGGGAAGUGUUUCAAGUCGAAAAAGGCCCUGACCACACAUACAAACGUAACGCAUCUCGGGCAUCGCGAGUUCGUGUGCGCGCACGAGGGUUGUGGUCGCGCCUUCGGGUAUAAGCACCUCCUCCAGCGGCACGUCGCCAAGAUACAUACUCGCACCUCGUCAUCCUCUUCGGAAGAGAACGAAGGCUCGGGCGCGGAUGCUGGUUCAGGCGCGGAGGACGACGAUGACGAGCAAUCGGCCGUUGAGGACACUCACGCGGAAGAUAACACCCUCAUCGACCUCAUCACAGGCAGCACGUACGCCAAGAAGGCGCAGGACAGGCUGCGCUCGGCAACGUCGUUGUGCUGCCCCUACCCCGACCUCUCUGGCUUGCCGUUACUGUCCGAUGCGACCUCGAGCACGUUGCUACCUGGUGCGGCCUCGAGCUUGCUGCCCACCACGUCUACCUCGCACGCCUGCGAGUACGUGUUCAGUCGCGCGUACGACCUUCGGCGUCAUCUCCGCGCAACGCACGGGCUAGAGACGGACAAGGAUGCGCUCGACGCCUGGGUUCGGAAGGAGAAGCGAUUGAAGGCCGCUGCUGCGUAG